Molecule: messenger RNA, 7392 nt
Organism: Mytilus californianus (California mussel)
Lineage: Eukaryota; Metazoa; Mollusca; Bivalvia; Mytilida; Mytilidae
Exons: 12
Coding region: 343-4995 (1550 amino acids)
Biological process (GO): negative regulation of transcription by RNA polymerase II
Cellular component (GO): nucleus
Molecular function (GO): transcription corepressor activity; protein binding
Source: RefSeq, a predicted model, not a curated record
UUUCAGCCAAUCUUUCCAAUGACGUUUUUCUGUCAGUAUAAAUAGCACUGAAUACGUAGUUUUAUUUACUAAUCGAUAUCUGUGUCUUUAACCGACAUUCUUGCACCCAAUAUGUCAUAAUCGUGAUAUAAAACAGUUAUUUACGAAAUUGAAACACGGCUCAGCGUGAAAUGUAAAGCCAUGCGGAACAGUUAACUUUGGGAUUUGUGUUUACAACCGUAACAAAAAUGUCGGCUGGAUAUGUACGUCCUUUGUGUAUUUGUUCAAGGAUUAAAUCUAGACACGUGUGUUUGAUCACAAUGUAUUGUGCAUAAUAAACAACAUAUCAACGUCAAUUUUACAAUGAACAAUAACAUUCAGCCAGGGUUAUCGUGUGAUUGGAAUGGACAAAAAUGGACACCGACUGUUACAAAUUUACAGGAACAAUGGACAGCACAGAACCCCCCUGGUGUAGCUCGAGGGAAGGUAUGGCAACCAAAAGUUGCUCCUCCUCCACCGAAUCGUCUGCCACCACUCGAAAUCGACGAAAUGAGUGAUGAAAGUCUGGAGAAUGCUGUUGCUAACGGAUAUCCUCUAGAUUUAUCAACUUUUAAUAAAACAACAGUGCAACACUCAAGACAGGCGGAAAGUCCUUUAGAUUUAUCGUUGAAAACACGUAAGCGAUGUGCAGAUUCAACACUUCAUUGUAAUCAGUAUGGACAAAUUGGCAAAAAAAUGUGCUUACCUUCUCAGAGUAGAUCACACGAUAGAUCACAUGACCGACAAUCGCUAGUUCAGCAAGCGAUUGUUGACAACAUGGGUAUGCAAAAGCAAGCAUGCCAACAGUAUACUCCUACAGUAGAUCUCAUGCAUCCUGAAAGUGUGCGCCAUAAACGAGACUAUCAUACUACGUCACGACAGCAUAUGCAAAAUAUAGACUCAAUGCAUAUGAAACACAGUUUUAGUUCUGCAAAAAAUGUGCAAAAUGUGCAAACAGUGCAACAAAAAAUGUUUAUCCCCGAUCAAACUGAUGUCCGUCAGCGGUAUUCAAGUCAAACAAUCAGUCGUCAAUACGUGACGUCUAGUAAUCAAAUAUAUCCUGAUGAAAUAUCAAAAGUGUCUUCUCAUCAUUAUGGUAGCUCUGUUCGUAGGGCCAGUAGUACACAAAUCCAUGAAGCUCAAAAAUUUUCAAACUACUCUGGGAAUAAUUCAAGAGAACGGCAACAUAAUAUGUAUAGGGAACACCCGCAGUAUUAUGCACAGAGGCAAGAGGUUUCAUCUCAAAAUCAUGGUAUUUCACCAGCAAGUAAAAAUCAUGAGACAACCAACUAUCAAAUGAUGUCUCAGGUUCAAAAGAACGUUUCAAAUUCAAAUUCAGCUUCAUUAUUAAAUUCAUCGAAAUAUUUAGGUAACCGCUCUCAACUUGAUUCAUAUGGGUUUGUCCGUCAUAACACUGCAGCUGUUGCGACAUAUUCUCCUAGUAGUGUUUCUAUAUCCUCAAGAUCGCCUUCAUUUCAGGGUCAUCAUAGUCGACCGAGUGUAUUGUCAGGGGGGUUGCAAUUUAAGCAUCCCCAGGAGUGCUGUAGUCCAGACAGUACGAACGUAUUACAGUCACCUUCGGACUAUAUUAUUCCAUUAUCACGUGAUCCAUCAGCCAAUAGUCCUAGUAUGUCACGUGAAACUCUGCAGGUGCGCAGAAAUGGUGAAAUGAAAAGCAGUCGUGUAUCUAGUACGAGUUAUACCCCUUCAUCUUCACCAAGAUGUGGGUACGUUUCAAAUUCUCCAAGUGGAUAUGUUUCAAAUUCUCCUAAUAUGAUCUCAAAUAGAAAAUCACCGUCCAUUCAACCGCAGUCCAAAUUGACCUCUUCUCCAGGUAUUGACAGUCUUGAGAUAACGUCAAUUAUGCAGCGUUCUAAUCAAAGUCGUUCGAUAAUUAUGGGCACAAGUGGUUCAAUAGUAAACGACAUUCAAAGCAAAACAAUCAUUAAAAACAGACCACGAUUGUGGAAUCGAGAUCAGUUGAAGCAUAGUUUAUUUAAUCUAGAAAAAAACACGUUUGAAGAGAAGAAUAUAGAGUCAAAAAGUAAAUUAGCUAAUUGUGAUCUCAACUCUUGUAGAAAUGAAACAAAAAACACUGAUGGGUGUGAGAAAGCUGUUUCUACAGAAACAGAAUUUACUAGUCCUUUAGAAAUAGCAAUUCCAAAGACUGCUGAGAACAAAUCAGAAAAUAGACCGAAACCGUUUUCCAAGAAACAUAUAAUCAUGAAUGCUUUUAGAAACGACGAAUCUAUGAAACACAUUCUCGAAGAACAAAAGCCACAACCAUCUAUACAUCCAUCUGAACAACCAUCUAUACAACCACCUGAGCCGAUAAGAAGCACUACCUUUAUUUCUCCUGAAUCUCCUAAAAUGCCGACUUUAAGUCCUCAACAAAAGUUACCAGCACCAAAAGUGUCGCCGUUGAUGGGAGAACCGCCAACUCUUGAUAUCGCAGGUUCUCAAGGAAAUCGUCGAAAGCAAAACAAAGUAUCCCCGAAUAGGAAAAUACAGAUAAAACAUUCUUCUGAUAAACCAACCAAUCACAAUGAAAAACAGGAUUAUUCAAUACAGCCACAAUCAAGUUUUCCUCAAAGACCAAAAUUACCAUACAAGAGAAUUCCUGUUGCAAAUGUUGCACCAAUGGUGCACGGUAGAUGUAAUUCUCCAAAAGAUAAAAACAUUCCUAUGUCAGAGAAAGGCACAGCAAAUCAGGACAUUAAAGAGUUUGUGUCAAUUCCAACGCCGCAACCUAUACAGGUAUUCCGUGUGGAAACUAUAGUAACGAAUCAAAAUGACAUUUCAGAAUUAAGUAUUAAAGAAUCGUCUCAUUUAAAGUCCAAGGAAGAAUUUAUGUUAAAAAGAGGAAAUCCAAAAUAUAAGGCAAUCAAGUCAAAUUUAGCCCUCCACACCAACAAGGCAAAAUUCAAAGAGAACACCACCGAGUGUACAGAAGAUGACAAUUGUCCAAUGAAAACUCGAGACAACAGCAAUUGUCCAAUGAAAGUACCUGUUCAUAGCAAAUUUUCACCGAAAACGCCACAGAACAAUUGUCCUUUGAAAACGACAGACCACAAAAAUGUUGGAAAGGAAAGUGCUAUUGAAAUGCCAAUUAGGGAAUCAAAAGACCAUAAUCAGGGCAAAACCGUUAGAAAGAGGCCUAAGCCAAAACAACACAUCAAACAGACCCACAGAAAGUUGAGAAUUAUCUCAAAUACUAAAAGGAAGGCUGAUGAAAUCAGAAGAAGAAUAAGAAAUGUCCCUGGAUCUAUGUCAGGUUCCAUGAAUAUUAGGCGAAUGCGUAGAAGAUUGCAGAUCUCAAAACAUAGUAGAGGAUUUAUUGACUUCCAGCCACAAGUUUUAGAAUCUAGAACAAGACGAAAAUCAGCUGGGAGACGAGGUUAUCAUAGAAAUGCAGCAUAUGAGAAAGAAUUACGAAGGGAAGAGAAACGCAAGGCAUUUCGUCAUCGACAACGUGUACACAGGUUUAAUAAAAGAUUAAGUAUGAAAACAAAAGCCAGGACAGUUGCACCGCCUACAACAGAACAGGUCGAAACAAGACUUCCUGAACAGAACAAUGAGGAGGCGACACCUUCUACAGUGGAAACUGAUAAUAGCGGAACAUGGGAGGUAAAAAAUACCAGCACAACGCUACGAAAUGGCAAAAGUAAAGGUGUUAGCAUGAAAAUAUUGUUUAAACCUCAAGAACAAAGGAGGUUCCGACGCAGGAUAAGAAAAAGAGGGAGAAUGAGAUACGGUUUAAAGAAGACAGUAUCUGCACCUUCCAGAUUAACAUUGCAAACACAGACCUUUGAUGAUGCUGGAUGCUCUCAAGUUUUUAGUGGUUCCCGAAUGCCUUGUAUGGAUAUACAUUCAGCAGACUAUUCCCAGUAUGAUUUUGAUGCAACCGAUCCUGUUGAUCAUCUUGCACCGGUGCCAUAUAUACCAUCUCUUCCGGAAGUGAAGAAACUUAGUGUGUGUAAGGACACCGGAGAAACAAUACUUCACCGUGCUGCUAGAAUGGGACAUGAGGAUGUGGCAUUGUCCUAUCUGCAAACUGGAAUUGUAGACGUGAAUGUCCGAGAUAAUGCGGGAUAUACCCCUCUUCAUGAAAGCUGUGUGAGCGGGAACAUGGUGAUUGCACGCAUGUUACUCUCGUAUGGUGCCAUGGUGAACUGUGCUUCUCAAGAUGGAAUAAGGCCAAUUCAUGAUGCUGUUGAUAAUGACUUUGUGCCAUUGGUGAGACUUUUAUUGUCAUAUGGUGCAGAUCCAACCUUAUCAACGUAUGGUGGUAAAACUCCCCUGAAAAUAUCACAUUCCAAGAAAAUGAAAUCUCUCAUUCAAGGUUAUUUAGGCGAUAUCAAUGGUUUUAAUGAGGAAUCUGAUUUGUCUGUGUGGGAGUUUGGUGCCUUUCAGGAUAAUGCGAUGACAGAAGAUGGCAUCUUAAACGACAUCCCCUCAGAUCCAGAAUCCGAUGAUGGUAUCUUUAUAGAAAGCGACACUCCUUUAUUCCAAGAAUUUUCAAUUACUCACCCGAUCUCAAAUGAAAGACAAAACGUUGUUCUUUUGAAGGACGUUACAGAGUUACUACAUGUGAAAACUGGUGAUUUAAUGAAAGACAAAUCAAUCAAAUCUGUGAUUAUUGAAGACGUUAAAGAAGCAAUACAGUCCAUAUCUGAAUUCACAUUUUGUUAUGAAAGACUUCAUUCUGUAUGUGAAGGUAAUUGUCGUCUGCUACAAACAAAUGACUUCAACCUUGUGUUCUCAAGAUCUGAGAAGAAAAAGAUUUCUGAAAAACAUGAUAAAGGAAAGAUGGUAAUCGUUCAAAGUAAUGCAACAGAAGACAAGAAAGAGAAGAAAAAGGCAAUGGAGAAAGAUAAAAGAAAACAAGAGAAAAUAUAUGACUUUGGAGGUGAACAAAGCUCAGUGGCAAAGAGUCCUAAACAUAAACCGUCACGUUCUUAUCAUCACGACUUUUAACUUUUCCUGAAAUUAAAUGGCUGUUAUUAUUAUAUGUAUCCUAUCAAAAAAUUAUUAUUCAGUAUUAAACAACAAAUAUUAAUUUUAUGAUUGUCACGAAUAUCAAGUAAAAACAUUUCUCAUUAAUAGCAAUUGUUCUGCACGGGUUGGCGUAAUGCCAAAAAGACAGUUUUUUUCUCAGGGAAGCCAUUAAAGAAGAAAUGACGUCUGCAUUUUAACAUCAACAUUAGAUAUGACAUUAAAUGUCAGUAUUGAUGCCAUAUAAUUUAUCAUUCAUAGCAUUUAAAAAUGUAUUGAUGUAAUAACCUUUCUGAACGUAUUUAGAAUAUUGAUCCAUUUAAGUCAUUUAUCAUUGCUGUAAUGAUGCUGAGCAGUAACGUCAGGCUUUGGUGAAGAAGAAUUAUCAUGAGGUAUUCACUUAGGGGUUUAUACAAUUAUAGUCUGAUAACAUCUCGAUGUGGAAAGACUGUAUUAAUUAGUAUUGUAACAUUGUAAGAAGGAUUCUUUGUGAUACCUGGUAAUAGAAAAGAUGAUAAGAAGUUUCUGAGAGUACAAUGACCGGCGGAGGUCGUUGCUCAGUAUAAGUAUUGAAAUGUGAUUUAGAUAUAAAUCACUAAUAUGAACAAAUCAAUAUUAUUCAUAUUAUGUAACAAAAGCUAUAUUGACGUUUAUAGAAACAUGCUGAAAACGUAAAAAAUUCAAAUAUCUCACAAUUAAACAAAACGACCUAUCCAUCAAAAUAGGAGCUAUGAGCUCUAGCUGUAAUAGAUAACAAUAUGUUGUAUGAAUAUAUGUACAUAAGAAUACAAAGUGUUUAACAGAAGAAGCAAACAAAUUUGUUAUAAAUACUCGCUGGACGAGAAAAUUGUUGUUAUAGUUUUUUAUUUUGCAAAAUCACAUAGAACAUAGUCAAUUUAUAGUUGUUUCAAAAAUGUUAAAUAGUAAGUUUGCCAAAAUGAGGUGUUGUUUGUUUAUGUUAUGUAAUUUUAUAUUAUACGUUUGUACAUGAAUGUAGAAGCAUGCAUGAUUGUUAAUGUGCAAAGGUUGUUAAAGAUUUGUUUAGAAAGUAUAAUAGAAAUAUAUGUUUUGGUCUGCUAUAAGUAUACACAGUAGAUAUGCUAUUUAGGCAAUAUAAACUUAAGCAUUCUAUCUUGUUGUCUGAAUAACAGUUGUCACACUUCAGAAACAAAAUCGUUUUCCCUAGAAAUCUAUUAGAUAGAAUAUAUCGAUUAGGUCCCUGAAAAAAUAUAACAAACAAAUAAAUAUCUUUUGUAUAUCAGCUAUAUUGAAACCUAUUAAAUCUUGCUUUAUGUCUUAUUUCAAAAGCUUUGAAAACAAGGUUUCAUUUUGAUGACUGAAAAAGAUAUACUUAAGGAAAGGUUUCGUUUACUUUAUUUUUAUCAUAGUAUUAUGGAGUCUCUAGACUUUUUUCCUCUAGUUAGUUCCCCUUUCUUUUUUGAUGCUUAAAUUAUCUAACAGAGAUUUAAAAUAUAUAGUGCUUAUACUUUAUUUUUACUCUCUUCUGUAAAUGCCUCAAUUGUUUUCCUUUUUUGUUGAUUUUUUUCACUUUAGAUGGCCGUAAGUCAUAAAAUAACUUAUUUAACUAAUUGUUAAGUGUUUGAUAUGAAUGACUUGUGUCUGACAUGUUUAUAUAUUUAACCAAGUAUCAGAGAAAUUCAUAGAAUAGACACAGCUUAUUUUGAUUAUACCAACUUGCUGUGGAAUAUAUAUUAUAAAGAAAUAUUUUACAGCAGUCAGAUAUUAUUUUCAUCUGGGCAAAAUGAAAAAUGCCUUAAGCAAAUUAAGUAAUAAGUACUUGGGAAAUGAUGCAUUGUCACAAAUGUAAAUUUGCCUGUUCGUAUCAUUUUACCACCUAACACUAUUUAUAUUAAGUAGAUCUGCGUAAAUUCGGUAAAGGAUCUGCACUAUAAUGAACGACAAAACAGUCAUUAAAAUGAUCAAAAUUCAUAACAUUUCCCUACAGUUGUAUAUAUUUACAAAUUUAUGUAAAAAGAAAAUCCAUAUUUACAUGGACGGGUUAAAUAAAUCAAUUCCUAGAUGUGUUUUUAUUAUUAUAAAUCAUCUCAUUAAAUUUUGAAUGUUCAUGUGACAUGUCACACUAAAAUAGAUAGCAAACUAUAUUUGUAAGAGAAUUGUGUUCGAAAGAGGGACACACAAAUAUGGAAAAAAGAUUUUAUAACGCUGUUAGAUUCUUCUUAUCAAUAUACAGUGAUCUUUGUUCAAAGAGACUUCAUGGUUUGUGUAUAAAGUCCUCUGUGAAGAAUGUUGUGGUGUUGAUAAUGAAUUGUGACAGAUAGCUUCAUCAGUAUUGUGAUGUUUUCAGAUGGUGCAUUUGUUUGUUACUUAUUGUUCAUAUGAAAUAAACUUGUUUCUGUA